Molecule: messenger RNA, 1431 nt
Organism: Trypanosoma brucei brucei TREU927
Lineage: Eukaryota; Euglenozoa; Kinetoplastea; Trypanosomatida; Trypanosomatidae
Exons: 1
Coding region: 1-1431 (476 amino acids)
Source: RefSeq, a predicted model, not a curated record
AUGGCAUCAGACAAUGAGUCCACUGUCGAGGUGAGGGAGGCUCGUGACACCGAGGAGUACGAUGCGCAGGCUGCUGCUCGUGGGCUGUGUGACAAGGCAUGUGACAUAAAGAGCCUUCUACAUGGGCACGUUGAGUCGACGCGUGCCCUCGAAAGGGUUGUUGGGGAAUUUUGCACUCGCGACAUCGCUGAAGAGGAUGCCUUCCGGAAAAUCUCUCUCGACGUUAUGCAUGCCGAAAUGCGGGCGCUACGGGACCUUCACUACGUUGCAUUUUCCCAGCGGUGGGCAGAGGUAGAAAAGGGCUCCGCUGCAGAGGAGGUCACCAGCCUACCUUCAGCGGAUAGGAGUGUUGGAAGUUGCGUGUCCCACCUUCUGACCUCGCUUUGUGAGGGAAAGCCUGAUGCAACUUUUAGCCUUUCAGAGUAUUUUGGUGUCGCUGACGUGCUUAUGGAAUGGCGCUCGUUAACUCCAGCAUCACAGGAACAGUUGGAUAUUCUUCUUCUGUCAAUAACCAGGAGCGUGGAGGACAUUUCAUCAUGUGUCCUGCUGCUGAAUGGGGUUUUAUAUACACCAUCUGAUUCAUUUGAUUGUUGUGAACUCACUCGACGGGAGCUCACCGCGAUAAUUGGAAGUGGGGGACCCGCUUCCGCGGAAGAGGCACUUGUUGGAUGGCUUAAUUUUAUUGUGAGACGCUCGUUACUCAACCAGACCCUUCUCCAGAGGCUGAUGAGUUCGACCAUCGAGUUUCGGAGAAGUGAUCUUUGCCUACAGGGCGACGGCGCAGACGUGCUGGUUGUAGUCGACCACAGGCGGUUGUUGAACUCCGCUGUCUUUCGUGGGUUUUUCUUUUCUGGGGAGUUGCGUGGUGUAGAGGCUAUUGGGGCGCAGGUGAACUUGAUGUCAGUAUUAUUUGCAGGCAACGGCAGCGGAGAUCAGCUUGACAUAGAGAAGUGUAUCGCCGACAUUUUCCGCGCUUUAUGGGAGCAGCAGGAACUGCUUUCAUGUAAGUGGAAGAACGUUACUGUGACCCUCGCUGUUCAAGCCAGGAAGGACGUCGGAGCCGGCGCUCAAACCAAGUUGAUGGACUUCGUUGUGCUCGAUCUUCGCCCCCUGUCGCCGAACAUUCCUUUUCAGUGGCACUUUACAUGGGGCGAGGUCUGUGCACUAGGCCAGCUCAGUACGAAUGACGGAGAUAGAGCACGACCCCUGGACAUUCCUGUUUUCAAGACGACUCGUGUAGCUGUAGCCUCUCUGGGGCCUUAUGAUAAACUUUCACGCAUAAUGUUCCCUUCGAUUAACGAGUAUUUACGUCUUACGCGGAAAGAGCCACCAUCUGUAGCCCCAGUCGCCUACGCUGCCGUCGCGGCGGCGCUUGUCGUCGGGGGAUUUAUUGUUGGAAGCUGCAUACUCGGUUCCCGGCGAAGACGAUGA